UUUCGAACAACAACUUUAUUAGUACCUGCUGCUAGGCGGAGAAGCGGUAAGCAGGAGAGCGGAGAGGGGACUUAACCGGACUCACGGCCCGCCGUGGACUGAGCCUGCUAAACGGAGAAUCGCAGUGGCCGGACGACGGGGCGUUGAGACAAGCGUAAAGACCGUGGCAACCCAGACUACUGGUGGCGCCGUUAGAAGGGAAAACAAGGCCUUUAAGCAGGGACUAGGGUAGAAGUGGGGGUGGGAGGAAGUGAAGGCAGAAACAGGAAACUACAACUCCCAGGAGGCCGGCGUCCUCGGCCGCGAAGCCUGAUGGGGACAGGUAGUUUUCGGAACAGCUUAAGCUGAGGUUUAAGAGGUUGGAAGUUCUGAGGCCUGGUGCGCCCAGAGCAGAAGAGAGAUGGAACUGGAGCAGAGAGAGGGGACCAUGGCAGCCGUGGGCUUUGACGAGUUCUCAGCGCCGCCGGGCUCGGAGUUGGCGCUGCCUCCCCUUUUCGGUGGUCACAUCCUGGAGAGUGAGCUAGAGACGGAAGUGGAGUUUGUGUCCGGUGGUUUGGGUGGCUCCGGGCUGCGGGAGCGAGAUGAGGAGGAAGAGGCAGCCCGGGGUCGGAGGAGGCGCCAGCGGGAACUAAAUCGCAGAAAGUACCAGGCACUGGGUCGACGCUGCCGGGAGAUCGAGCAGGUGAAUGAGCGGGUCUUGAACAGGCUCCACCAGGUGCAAAGGAUAACGCGGAGACUUCAGCAGGAGCGGAGGUUCCUCAUGAGAGUGCUGGACUCCUACGGGGAUGAUUACCGGGCCAGCCAGUUCACCAUCGUGCUGGAGGACGAGGGCAGCCAGGGCACAGAUGCUCCCACCCCAGGCAAUGCUGAGAAUGAGCCUCCAGAGAAGGAGGGGCUGUCCCCACCCAGAAGGACUCCCAUACCCCCAGAACCCAGCAGCCCGGCCCCUGGUGAGGGGCCCAGCGGGCGUAAGAGGCGGCGAGCGCCACGGGAUGGACGCCGAGCGGGAGCGGCGCUGACCCCAGAGCUGGCCCCAGUGCAGAUUAAGGUCGAGGAAGACUUUGGCUUCGAAGCAGAUGAGGCCCUGGAUUCCAGUUGGGUUUCUCGGGGGCCAGACAAACUGCUGCCCUACCCCACCCUAGCCAGCCCACCCUUUGACUGACCCACCAAUAAACUGCCCCCCACACUCA
Propithecus coquereli (Coquerel's sifaka) is the source of this 1190-nucleotide messenger RNA. It is a transcript of the gene TFPT, whose product is annotated as TCF3 (E2A) fusion partner (in childhood Leukemia). Gene Ontology annotation, cellular component: Ino80 complex. NCBI's taxonomy places the organism in Eukaryota, Metazoa, Chordata, Mammalia, Primates, Indriidae. The transcript is spliced from 6 exons. Bases 401 to 1162 code for a protein of 253 amino acids. Gene Ontology annotation, biological process: apoptotic signaling pathway; positive regulation of apoptotic process; apoptotic process. The record is from RefSeq and is a predicted model, not a curated record. Gene Ontology annotation, molecular function: DNA binding.